Molecule: messenger RNA, 1713 nt
Organism: Hyaena hyaena (striped hyena)
Lineage: Eukaryota; Metazoa; Chordata; Mammalia; Carnivora; Hyaenidae
Gene: MTERF2
Product: mitochondrial transcription termination factor 2
Exons: 3
Coding region: 341-1510 (389 amino acids)
Biological process (GO): regulation of DNA-templated transcription; termination of mitochondrial transcription
Cellular component (GO): mitochondrial matrix
Molecular function (GO): double-stranded DNA binding
Source: RefSeq, a predicted model, not a curated record
GGCAGGUGGCCUGGACGGCACUCCUGAGGGAAAUUUGCGGGGUUCUUCGGGCCCUAGUUUUGGGACCUUGCCGCCGUUCCCAGGUCUGGGGGAGACCUCCACGGGGGGAGGGAGGAAGGACGGAGCCAGGGACCCGGGAUCGACUGUGUCGUCGACGGAGCGGACAGUGCCAUUGAAAGGUUUAUUGCAGGGAAAUGACGAAAUGACAAGAUCACAUUUUGAGAAGUUGUAGAGAAGCUCAAAUGAUGAACUGAAGCCCUGGAUGAAAACAGGAUCUCUAAGGAGAAACGGUAAGGUGCAUUAAGUAUAUUCUGAGACCCAGGACAGUGGCAAUUAGCCAAUGACUGCAGGCAUGCUGUGGAAGUUGCUGAUAAGAUCCCAGCCCUGCAGGCUGUAUUCUUUCAGAAAGAUGCUGUCAGCUCCAAACUACAGACCCUUUCUAGCAUGCCUCACCUAUACAAAUGAUCAUCAGUCAAACAAAGAAAAUAAAACAACAGUGGAAAAGCUUUAUAAAUUUUCAGUCGACGUCAGGAAAAUUCGCAGAUUAAAAGGAUGGGUACUUUUUGAGGAUGAAACCUAUGUUGAAGAAAUUGCAAAUGUUUUACAACAACUAGGUGCUGAUGAAACUGCUGUAGCCAGUAUAUUGGAGCGCUGCCCAGAAGCAAUUGUCUGCAGCCCUACGGCUGUUAACACCCAGAGAGAACUCUGGCAGUUGGUGUGCAAAAAUGAGCAAGAGUUAGUCAAGUUAAUAGAACAGUUUCCAGAAUCUUUCUUUACUGUUAAAGACCAGGAAACUCAGAAACUGAACAUUCAGUUCUUUAAAGAGUUGGGACUCAAAAAUGUGGUCAUUAGCAGAUUAUUGACAACUGCAUCUAAUAUAUUUCAUAAUCCUAUUGAGAAAAAUAAGCAAAUGAUAAGUAUUCUCCAAAAGAGUUAUCUAAAUUUAGGUGGCUCUGAGGCCAACAUGAAAGUUUGGUUACUGAAAUUAUUAAGCCAAAACCCAUUUAUUUUGCUGAAUUCUUCUGCAGCUAUAAAGGAAACACUAGAAUUUCUCCAGCAGCAAGGUUUCACAAACUUUGAUAUUCUCCAGCUUCUCUCCAAACUCAAAGGAUUUCUUUUCCAGCUUUGCCCCGGAAGUAUACAGAACAGCAUUUCCUUCUCUAAAAAUGUUUUUAAAUGCUCAGAUCAUGACCUGAAGCAGUUAGUUUUGAAAUGUCCUGCCAUUUUAUAUUAUUCUGUUCCAGUUUUGGAAGAAAGAAUUCAGGGAUUAUUGAAAGAAGGAAUUUCCAUAGCUCAGAUAAAAGACACGCCAGUGGUUCUUGAAUUAACACCGCAGAUAGUACAGUACAGGAUAAGGAAACUGAAUUCCCUAGGCCAUAGAAUAAAGGAUGGGCCUCUAGUAAAUCUAAGUGGAACAAAAAAGGAGUUUGAGGCUAACUUUGGCAAAAUUCAGGCCCAAAAAGGAAGGCCAUUAUUUAACCCAGUGGCACCGUUAAACGUUGAAGAGUAACUUGCAGACCGCUGCUUCUUUCUAGCAUUGCAGAAUAAAGUCGAGUAGCAGAGACUUUAGUUGGUUUUGUAGGCACUAGUAAUUUUAAGAAACUGUUUAGCUUCAUCUAAGUUACAUCUAAGUAGACAAUCUGACUCAUUUGCUAUAUUUUAAACUAUAAACUGCAUUUGUUUUAAAUAAAGUUGGUAAUUCUGCCUGAGCUA